AUGGAGGAGGACCAAGGGGCACACAAGGGGCUAGGGAGAAAGGAGCGCUUCCUGAGUGUGGAAGAUGUGCACAGCACUGAACAGGCUGCAGGAGGGAAGCUGGGGCACCGGCCCUGCGCCGGGCAUCCGGCCGUCCGUGGGGUGACCAUCACCUCUCCUGCUGUGGCCAGGAGCAGGACUCCACAGGCCAGCACCUCCAUCGUCCAUGCGAGGCAGGCAGAGUCCAGGCCUGGGCAUGGGAGACGCGAGGUGUGGCGGGAGUCGGGCAGCCGCCUUGCCGUGGGCUGGGGCAUCGUGGGCGUCGCCGGGUUCCCGGGGCGCUGGCCUGCGGCUGUGAGCGAGGGCGUCGCCCGGAGGCGGCGGGCGCGGGGCCGUUGGGGGGCGGCUGGGUCCCCGUCCCCGCCGGCCGCGCCGGGUCGCGAGUGGGCGCGGUGGGCGCGAUUGGCUGGCGGGCGCGCGCGCGGCGGGGCGGGCAGCCGCGACUCUUACUGCUUCUCCAUCUCCAGGAAGAGCACCGAGGUCAAUUUCGCUUGUAUUCUAGCGGUCUCCAACACCACCUCCCUGCUAGAACCAGCAAUCUUAUCAGAAGACAGUAAAGUGGAUGACGUGAUCCAGGAUCUGUAUGCGACGGGGGAAAACGGAACCCAGAUCCACUACAAUCAGGUGUGUGCCAAGCACCAGGGUCUCUGCCUGCCUUCCAACCCACUCCUGUAUGCCUGGCAGAUGAACAGGGACCUCGACCUGAGAAAUGUCACUUUCCCAAUCUACAACCACACCUGUCAGCCCAUCUACCUGGCUGGCACCAUUGGAGGAACCUUCUUAGGUGAGAGGAUGGGAAUGAACCAGUUACUCCUGGAAGCCAAAGCCCUGAGGCUGGUCUACUACCUGAAAACUGAGGAUGGAGAGGACAACGAACGUGGUGGUCUACUUUACAUCAAUUUCUACACAACGGAACUUGAAGCAACUUUGAUGACAGUGAUCCCUCUGUUUCACUUGGCAUACCUUCUAAUCAUAUUAUUUGCAAUCCUAUCAUGCUACAGGUAAAAUGGUUUCAUUGUUUCUUAACUCUUUUUAACAGAUAUUUUGGGUGGCAAAAUACAUAUAAUUGAUAUAAAAUAUGCCAU
Molecule: messenger RNA, 1124 nt
Organism: Acinonyx jubatus (cheetah)
Lineage: Eukaryota; Metazoa; Chordata; Mammalia; Carnivora; Felidae
Product: patched domain-containing protein 3-like
Exons: 4
Coding region: 1-1044 (347 amino acids)
Cellular component (GO): membrane
Source: RefSeq, a predicted model, not a curated record